AUGACUAUUGUAGGAACUCCGAGUGGGUUCAAUGAAUGGGAUGGAGAUUCAUUAGGUUCCAUUUCUGAUAAAAUAUACCAAAACUAUUUGGCACCGAAUUUAGAACUGUUUGAUGCAAAAGUGACUAUCAAUCAUUGGCAGCUUAGAGAUUGUAUCAAACCUUAUUCAGGUAGUUCGAAUGGUGAACUGUAUUAUAUAUAUGAUCAUUCUAUUAGAUCGUUAAACACUGAUUCCAGAUGUUUAUCUUCGGAACAACAAUAUUAUGAUGAUGAUAAUGAUGAUGCUAUUGAUGUUGAUGUUGAUGAUGUUGAUAAUGACGAUGGAUCAAAUCAAAAGACAAAGAAUAAAAGACAAAGAAUAUCGAAAUAUACAUUGGCAGAUUCAAAUAUCAAUAAGAAUAACAAUUCAAAUCUAUACGGAUCACCUACUCAAACAGUUGUGGAUUUUAAUUUUAAACCAAGAUGUUUCACUGAACAAAAUGGAUUAAUUGCAUGUGGUGGAUUAGUAGGAUCAGAUGAUAAAGGGUUCCCAACCAAUUGGAAUCGGGUAGAUCAUGAUGAUUCCCAGGCUACUUCCUCAGGAUCAUCCUUAUCAACUUCUUUACAAUCACCUGCACUACCAAUAUCGAUGUCAUCAAGGAAUAUACUUUCAGAUGGCUCUAAUUAUGGGAACCCAAAUAUAUGGAAAGGUAUACUUUCAAUAUAUAAUCACGAAUCAAAAUUUAAAACGUCUGUGAUACUAGGCCAAUUUAUUAAUAAUUGCGUUACUGUACAUGGUAGAUCUACACAAAGUUAUAACCUUUACACUUGCAAUAAUGAUGGUCACAUUUAUCAAUGUGAUAUAAGUAAUAGAUCUGUGGAAUUAGUAAGGCGGUAUUCAGACUUGUCAUUCCCAUUAAAUAAUGCAUCGUUGUCUCAUGAUGGUAAAACAAUGAUAGUAUCUGGUGAUUCUAAUAAGUUUGCCAUUUAUAAACAAAAUGAAGUCAUUAAUCAGUUUACUCUUAAGUAUGACAAUCAACCUGAAUGGGGGAGUUCAAAACCCAGUCGAGUUGGAAUUACUCCAAGAUUCGAUACGAACGAUAUAACUGCAACCAUUGAUAAUAAUGUAUUUGAAACUACAAACGGUGACCACGGGUUUUAUAAUUGCUUUUCAGAGAAUGAUUUACAGUUUGCAACGUUGUUUCAAAAUGGUAUUUGUUUAAUGUAUGAUAUUAGAAAUACAUCGAAUCCAUUGGCCGAGAUAAUUUCCACCAGACCACAAUCCCACAAUGGUGCAUUCAGAGUCUGUAGAUUCAGUUAUGGUUUAGAUGAUUUGUUGUUCAUCUCCGAACAUCAAGGGAGAGUUCACGUUGUGGAUACAAGAAAUUUUACAAAUCAUCAAGUUAUUUUUUUACCGAAUAAGAUUAAUGUUGAGUCAGAUGAUGUCAACUCAGCAAGAAGUAGCAGUCACUCAUUGAAUACACUUGCUAAUGGGAUGCGCUCAUACUACCCAGGAUCUAGGGGUGCAAGAACUAGAAUACUGACGUCAGGUCUAACUGAUAACCUAAGCGGUAAGUUUGGGGAACCUUGGACUACAUCUGCUUGUAAACUUCCUUCCAAAUAUUUAGAACCAUACAUUUUACCUUUCCCUAAGGCCGUCAAUAAGCAUUCUAAUCAUUUUUUUAAUCAUGGUCAACAUUAUAAUAGACAGACAGGUUCUGUUUCAUCAAUAGAUUUGAUAUCGGGGGAUUCUGACAGUAAUAAUGAAAACAAUGAAUUGCAGCAAUAUUCAAGGGAAGCAGAUUACGACAUGAAGGAAACAUUUAAAGUUAGAAGAAUCUCAACAGCAUCAGGUCAAUGCGGAAACAAAUUUAUACAGGAUGCAAAUAAUGAUUCAGAUAUCAAGAUAGAUUCUUCGAACCUAAGUAGGGGUUCUGGUCAUCAUUCAAAUAUGUUGAGGUUGAAUGUUGAUGAUACUCUCUUCGACAAUGAAGGCGGCAGGAACGCAUUCUAUUUAAACCCAGACAACAGCUCUGAUGAUUCGUCUGCCUUAGAAACAUACCAUAGUUCGUUAAAUAGGAGUCUAAUCGAUCCUAUAAUUGAAAGAACAGGUGAUAGUUGUUUAUCAGAAGAAAAUAAUAUAUCUGGUAUAACUUGGUUAAACGACAGGGAUGGGAAUUCUUUGAUAAUAGGUACCGAUUACGGUAUCGUUAAAUGGAAUAUAAAUUCAUCGGCUAGAAGAAGUUUUGCUAGCUACGAUUUUUGUUAA
Molecule: messenger RNA, 2247 nt
Organism: Maudiozyma barnettii
Lineage: Eukaryota; Fungi; Ascomycota; Saccharomycetes; Saccharomycetales; Saccharomycetaceae
Gene: GID11
Product: Gid11p
Exons: 1
Coding region: 1-2247 (748 amino acids)
Molecular function (GO): protein binding
Source: RefSeq, a predicted model, not a curated record